Molecule: messenger RNA, 1754 nt
Organism: Pneumocystis murina B123
Lineage: Eukaryota; Fungi; Ascomycota; Pneumocystomycetes; Pneumocystales; Pneumocystaceae
Exons: 8
Coding region: 13-1725 (570 amino acids)
Biological process (GO): P-body assembly; deadenylation-independent decapping of nuclear-transcribed mRNA
Cellular component (GO): P-body
Molecular function (GO): mRNA binding
Source: RefSeq, a predicted model, not a curated record
AAAAUCUUGAAGAUGGAAAAGCAGUUUAUUGGGCUUAAAGUUGAAGUAAUACUCCGUGACAAUACUAUUGUUCAGGGACAAAUGACGGAUAUUGACGCAGUGAAUCGUUGUCUUUUUCUUAAAAAUGUAUAUUGUAAAACAACAGGGAAAUUUGUACCUGAAAUGCAAAUAGAAGGGGUUAAUAUUAAAGAUUUGAACUUUAUAACAUCAUUUGAUGUGAAGAAAAAAAAGUCUUUUACUUUUAUUGAUCCUGCAAUUAUUUCAAUAUCAAAUAAUUUGUCUAAUAUGACGACUAAGGAAUCUUCAAAAAAGUCGAAAAAAGAUACAACGUUACCAUCUCUUUCCUCACGUUUACAUAAAAAUAGUAAAAGUUAUGGGUUGUGUAAUUAUAGAUCUAGGGAUUCUUCAAAUAUUCAUGCUUAUAAUAUGAAAAAUAUGCAUAAAAGGGAUAGGUCGUACAUGAAUGCUUUGCAAAAAGAAUCUCCUCAAUUUAAGCACACAAAUCAUGACAAUUGGGUUAAUGAAGAUGUGAAUAGAUAUCGUGAUGAGGAAUUUGAUUUUCAGGGAAAUCUUGGAAGAUUUGAUAAGCAUAAAGUAUUUUCAGAAAUUCGUAAGUCAAAUCUGAUAUCUUCGACUUCACUAUCGGCUUCAAGCAACUGUUUAUCUAAAGUGGAGUUAUCUAGUGAUGUAGCUGCUACUAAUUUAGUUAUAAAUAAAAAAAAUGCCUCUUUAAACGAGAGCAAUUGUUUUUUAAAAAUGAAUGGCAAUGAGAAUACACCGAGCAGUGGUUUUCCCUCUUCUAGUCAUUUGUCAUCCGAUAGUUAUGACGAGAAAGGGGUUUACCAACAAAAAUUGAAAAAUCAGCGUUCCAACAAUCAGCAUACUUUGUCUAAUCUUGAUAAAAUUAGUAGAAGAAAUAAAAAAAUACGAAAUACAAAGAAUAAUUUGGAAUGUCCUUGUAUAAAGUCAUCUAAGAUGAUUGAAGCAGAAUAUAUUUCAACUUUUGACACAGGGGUUUCGAAUGACGCUAUAGUGGAGAAUGCAGCAAGAGGAAUAUCGUUUUUAGUUUCUCAACUUCUUGAUUUUUCAAGAUUUAGUCAAAAAAAAAGCAUUUCUCCUGCUAUUAUAAUUUUAGCUGGCAAUAAUCAGACAGGGAUUUAUGCUAUUGCAUCUGGAAGACAAUUGUGUAACCAUGGAGUAAAAGUAAUGAUUGUUGUUCUUGAGGAAAAUCCAAGCAAACGAAUAUUAUCUUAUUUGAAAGGGUUUUCUAAUGCUGGAGGAAAAAUUGUUUCUUCAGAAGAAUUAUUUAGGGCUAUUAAAUCAUUUUCUGUUCUUCCUGGAUUAAUUAUUGAUGCUAUUUUUGGUUGUCAUUGUUCGUUUACUGAUAUUAUGGAUGAUAAUCUUCGUAAUAGAAUUUGUACCCUUAUUGAUUGGGCAAAUCAAUAUCAGUCAGAUAUUUUAUCUCUUGAUUUACCAUCUGGUUUAGAUAUCGUUACAGGUGCACCUCUUGCUUCUUCGCAUUUUAUCCAGUCAAAAUGGAUUUUAUCUCUUGGUAUUCCUAAAACAGGGCUUCUUUUUGCUCUUAAAUCAAAGCGUGUACCAAAAGAAUUGUUUUUAGCUGAUAUAGGAAUUCCUCAAAAAGUCUGGAAAAAGGUUGGUAUUUCAAAACGUGCUAGAUCAUUGUGGGCUGGUCAAGAUUGGGUUAUAAAACUUGACUUUUCAUAAAAAAACAUAAAUAUUCUUUAGACUUCUGC